Messenger RNA from Laetiporus sulphureus 93-53, 2466 nucleotides. RefSeq lists its product as uncharacterized. Gene Ontology annotation, biological process: maturation of SSU-rRNA. NCBI's taxonomy places the organism in Eukaryota, Fungi, Basidiomycota, Agaricomycetes, Polyporales, Laetiporaceae. Gene Ontology annotation, cellular component: nucleolus. The record is from RefSeq and is a predicted model, not a curated record. Bases 1 to 2466 code for a protein of 821 amino acids. The transcript has 7 exons. Gene Ontology annotation, molecular function: RNA binding.
AUGAGUGCGAGUAUCAACGACCCCUUCCUCCUCUCGAGCUAUGCUCUCUCCCCCCGUCUUGCUCGCCCGACACCGACCUCGUCCUCGUCGGAGACACCAUCUUCUAGGCAAUGCUCGCAUCUCCUCGUGAAUCAUCGGCAUACAUUGUCUAAUGAGAAAGACGAUGGUCUGGUAACGGUAGCUGUCCAGGGAGAUGGCGUACAUGUCUUGGACCUUUCGACUUUGCAUCCAGCAAUCUCGCAUACUUUGGGGCCAUCUGUUACGUUCUCAUGUCCUCCUGCGACUCGAACCACACGCAAAGAUGGCAUCACGUAUUGCACGACAUUUGCGGUCAUUGACUCGUCACCUGAGACUCUGCCGGAGGAUCGAGGGCGGAACGUCUGGGCGUGGGAGGAGCAAAUCACUGGGGGUGUGAUGUCCGGGGACGUGCAGAAGAAGAGAAAGUCUGCUCUGAUGCCCCAUGCCAUUUCGUAUAUCUAUGCUCCUGAUGAUCUUCCAGAUUUGAUUCUUGUCGUUAGUCACUCUGGAGAGUUGACAGUGGCAGACAUGGACUUGAAUUUGCAGCCAACUCUUACUGAACAGCAAAUAGAUGCUGAAAGUGUUAUGCUCAAGCACUUUGUGUUCCCUCGCACAUCUUGCAGCUUCGUACCAAAUCGUUCUGUACCGUCUCAUGGCGUCAUUGCAGUAUCUGUCCUAAAAUGCGCCGACCAUCUGCAACUCAUCGUGGUCGCGAUAGAUCGUGAAGGAGAGACCCAGCCGGUAGGCGACUGCGAAAUAUCUCUAAACGACCCGAAUGUCGCCGAAAUAUCGUUCAGCCCAUCCGGCUGUUUAACUGUUCUGACGCGCGCUGGGAUUUGGUCAUCCUUCCAACUCCAUCCGAACCCUGCCUCACCCUCCUCUUCCUUCACAACUAGUCCGCUAACAGAAUCUCUACAUCUUUCCUCUCUAACCUUCAUAUACCAUGGCAACGAUGCCGUAACAUCAUCCUCCGACCAUCGCCUUGCCGAACUCUCCCUUCUUGCCCUUACCUCCUCACAUGUCCUUCUUUCUGGCAUCUUAACCGGCGGCCAACCCGAGAUCGUGCUCCUCCUUUGGGACGUGCAGUACGGAGUACUGCUGACCGAGCAGCGCUGUAGCGUGCCCUCGACGCUGGGACGCACAAGGCACCGCGGCAUCCACAUGGAGCUCGUCGCGGCAUCCGACGGGCAGGCACUGCUCGCGCUCUCCCCCUCCGGAGACUCCACCCGCCCGAACGACGGCUCCGCUCUCUGCUCGAGCGUGCUCGUCGUGCCAUAUAUCGUGCCUUCCACGUCGACCAUCGCCAACGCCCGCGGGCGCGCGGCCGCAGGGCAAGCAUGGCUGAAGGCACUGCCGAUGAAGAUGAGCGUGCAGCCAGGUGGCAUGGACGCAGGCCAGGCGUGGCUACUCUCGACGCUGUCUGGAAUGUUGGAUCACAGGAAGGAGCAGGAGGCGGAAAGGGUGUUUGUGGACUGGGUGAAGGAGCAGGAGGCUGUGCUCGGUGCUCAAGAGGCAGAGGGCCCAAAGCCAUACCUGGGGUACAUCUUUGUGAAGCGCCUACUGGAUAUUGUGCUGAAGGCGCCCCCUGAGGAGAGUACAAGUGGAGAUGCAAGCGCAAACGCAGCUCCAGUUGUAUUGGCUUACCUGCCAAAGCUGACGAGAUUCUUGUUGGAGAAACGGGCGGUGAGCAACGGGAUGGUGGAGGGUGGAUUGAUUGCUGCCUUGAGAAUGCGGCAGGAUUGGCAAUCGAUCACUGUGGCUAUGGAGACAGUCUCUGACCUUCCAGAAACCGACAUAAUCACACUCCUCGCAGAAACGGUUACUCGCCACCGGCAAUCUGCCUCCCAUGAGGACGCCAUGCAGGUCGACUUGCCCUCUGGGACGUUCUCCCUCCUAGCCUUCCUCGCAUUGUGCAUAAAUUAUCCCACGUCUCCCGCUGCUCUGCGGGUGGCGUUACACCAGCAGCUCUCGGAGGCCGGAAGUCUUGUAGCCGUGCUCGAUGCCCUCGAUGGAUGGGUCGAGCAUUCGUUUGCCCAAGAGAUCCAGCUGCUCCCGGAUGGGCUGAAGAAGGACGCACAUAGCAUUCUCGUGCCGGUUUAUGUGGAAAGUAAGAAGGUCGAUCUUCCCCCGGUGGAUAAGGUCCUCUCAUUCAUUCAAGCCAUCCUGGAUGCCUCCUUCCUCACCCUGCUCGCCCAUAAGCCUGCCCACAAGCUCCUGCGUACGCUUCUCUCGCGUCUGCAGCCCGAACUCGCGGUCCUAUCCGAGCUGGAAGCGUUGCGCGGCCCCCUACAGCCUUUUGCGAAGACACAUGCGCAUGCGGUGCACGAGGGUGCACAUGGCAUCCCAAAGGUGGAUACCAGUGUGGACUGGCGCAGGCGAAAGAAGGCGACGCAGCAGCAAGCAGAGAUGGCAUUAGGGUUGUAUCAGAUGGAGGAGCUUGUCAUCUAG